ACCCAUCUGUCCUUCCGAAACUAAAAAACACUUUUUUUCACUAUUUAUUGACAUGUCUUCAGCCACACAAAAACCCCAGACCAAGGGAAGAGGGAUCACCGACUUGGUGGCCGGUGGAACUGCCGGAUUGUUCGAAGCGUUAUGCUGUCACCCAUUGGAUACCGUCAAGGUCAGAAUGCAGUUGUACAGAAAAAGUGGACAGAAACCCCCGGGAUUUUUGAAAACCGGAAUCAACAUCGUCCAGAAAGAGACGUUUUUGAGUCUAUACAAGGGAUUGGGUGCGGUUGUCAUUGGAAUCGUACCUAAAAUGGGACUAAGAUUCUCGUCCUAUGAAUUCUACCGGUCAUUACUCUACGCUCCAGAUGGAUCAAUCUCCACCAGUCUGACAUUUUUGGCCGGUGUAGGUGCUGGGAUCACCGAGGCUGUUCUCGUGGUGAACCCCAUGGAGGUGGUGAAGAUCAGAUUGCAGGCGCAACACCACUCAAUGGCUGAUCCCUUAGAUAUCCCUAAAUACAGAAACGCCCCUCACGCCGCCUACGUGAUUGUGAAGGAAGAAGGGUUCAAGACCUUGUACAGAGGAGUGUCAUUGACGGCUGCCAGACAAGCCACCAACCAGGGAGUCAAUUUUACGGUGUACUCGAAAAUCAAGGAAUAUUUGCAAGGAUACCACCAAACCGACGUGUUGCCCGCGUGGGAAACUAGUUGCAUUGGGUUGAUUUCAGGGGCUUUGGGACCUUUAUCCAACGCUCCUUUGGACACCAUCAAAACCAGAUUACAAAAGACUACGUAUGCUUCCAACGAAUCUGGUAUGGUGAGAAUCGUCAAGAUUGGAAAGCAAUUGGUGCAUGAAGAAGGUAUGGCUGCUUUGUAUAAGGGAAUCACUCCUAGAAUCAUGAGAGUGGCUCCGGGACAAGCUGUUACCUUUACUGUUUACGAGUUCAUGAAGGGAGUAUUGAGCGGCGACACCCCUAUUCCCAGUUUGACUCUGGGCAACAAAAAAUUAGACUAGGUAUAUUUAUUAAACAUAGUAUUGGAC
Messenger RNA from Yamadazyma tenuis ATCC 10573, 1036 nucleotides. It is a transcript of the gene SFC1, whose product is annotated as Sfc1p. Gene Ontology annotation, biological process: transmembrane transport; fumarate transport; succinate transport. Gene Ontology annotation, cellular component: mitochondrion. The record is from RefSeq and is a predicted model, not a curated record. Lineage: Eukaryota; Fungi; Ascomycota; Pichiomycetes; Serinales; Debaryomycetaceae. Gene Ontology annotation, molecular function: succinate:fumarate antiporter activity.